CCUUGAUGGGAAGAAAAACAUUACACUUAAAUAUCUUUGAUUCAGACAAAUGUUUUUAGAAAGAAGUAUAUUGUGAGCCAUCAGGUCGUCAUGUCAGCCGGAAACAUCAGUUUUGUUAAGGAAUUUAUCAUUGUUGGUUUUCCUGGGCUUCAAACAGAAUACUAUGGCACAGUAGCUGCUCUGCUAUUUUUUGUCUAUGUGUUUAUAUUAGUGGGAAAUGGGAUAUUUCUAAUAAUUUUUGCUUUAGAAAAAUGCCUGCAUAAACCUAUGUAUUAUGUCAUCGUAAACCUGGUUGUAAGUGAUAUAUUAUUCAGCACUACUACCUUACCAAAAAUUAUUACUAGGUAUUGGUUCCAAGCUGGUAGUAUUUCAUUUGGUGGUUGCUUCAUUCAAAUGUAUUUUGUGCAUUAUUUUGGUUCAAUCAAUGCUUUUAUCCUGGCAAUAAUGGCCUUUGAUCGGUAUGUAGCCAUCUGUAAUCCUCUAAGAUAUCCUAAUAUACUCACAAAAUCAAACAUUUUUUAUCUUUGUCUCAUUGUAUGGGUGAUAGGACAUGCAUGUCCUUUAAUGAUGGCAAUAAGGGCAUACCCUCUGCCUUACUGUGCAGAAAACACCAUUAUGCACUGUUACUGUGAUCACAUUUCUAUCACAUCUCUUGCGUGCACUAACAGGGCAUUGUACAGUGUUCCAGCCUUUGUAUUUGCUAUGGUUGUGUUGCUCUGUCCUCUGACCUUCAUUGUUUUCUCUUAUUGCGCCAUCAUUGUGGUAGUUCUGCGUGUAUCAAGAGCUCAAGGAAGAAUGAAGACUUUCUCCACCUGCAGUCCUCAGCUCAUCAUAAUAGCUCUCUAUUUUCUACCCAGGUGUUUUAUUUAUUUGGCUAGCAAUAUUGGUAUCAACUUCAGCACUGAUUUACGAUUAGUCAUUGUUAUGAUGUAUAGUCUGUUUCCACCAAUGAUCAACCCCCUAAUAUACUGUUUAAGGACGAAAGAUUUCAAGGAAAGCUUACUUAAAAGGCUACAAUUUUCAAAAAAUCCUCAAAUUAAUCCAACAAAAGGUAAUGUAUCCACUGUGUGUACUUAAAUUAUUAGAGCAGUCAUACAUUAGAAAAAACCUACAAAAACAAAAUAGUAUUCUUUGAAUGUCAUGAACUAGAACAACCGUUAGAACACAGGGUUUAUCCACAAAAAUAUCAUAGGGAAUAUAUCUUUUGUUUUUUGCUUAUAUUCCAGCUCUCACAUGUUAUUGCUCUGCUUUUUGAAGCCAGGAAAUGCAACUGCUAUAUCUUUUACUGUAAAGAUGAACUUGAAACUAUAUUUUGAAGCAAAAGCAAAGAUUUGUGUUUGUACAUGACUUAAUCUAACAUCAUGUGUUAUUUAUUUUCUUAAAUAAAGUUUACUUACAAAUUCAUUGCAUUACACUAAAAAAGUCAAUACAU
This is a messenger RNA of Pimephales promelas (fathead minnow), 1432 nucleotides long. RefSeq names its product olfactory receptor 2AT4-like. The record is from RefSeq and is a predicted model, not a curated record. Gene Ontology annotation, molecular function: G protein-coupled receptor activity; olfactory receptor activity. Gene Ontology annotation, cellular component: membrane. Gene Ontology annotation, biological process: G protein-coupled receptor signaling pathway. NCBI's taxonomy places the organism in Eukaryota, Metazoa, Chordata, Actinopteri, Cypriniformes, Leuciscidae.